CACACGCACGCACCACACCAGCCCCGCGCGUCGCCGUCCGGCGAGGCAGCCUCCCCCUCCUCCUGGCCACGCACGGGGGUAGCAGCUAGGUGAGGUGAUCAGGUGAACAAUGGCGGCGAUGGCACUGCAGGUGGUGGCCGGCAGCGGCGGCGGCCAGCUCAUCCCCGUGGUUGGACCAGCCGCUCAUCGGCGGGCGCGGGCGGCGGCGUUGAGGCUGCCACGCGCGGUGGCGUCGGACGCGGCGGCGAAGGUGGGCGAGGAGGAAGGCAAGGUGAGGCUGGGCGGGUCGGACGUGGCGGUGACCAAGCUCGGCAUCGGCGCCUGGUCGUGGGGCGACACCACCUACUGGAACGACUCCGAGUGGGACGACAGGAGACUGAAGGAGGCUAAAGCAGCAUUUGACACGAGCAUAGAUAAUGGGAUGACCUUCUUUGAUACAGCAGAAGUAUAUGGUACAGCGCUGAUGGGAGCAGUAAAUUCUGAAAGUUUGCUCGGAGGAUUCAUCAAGGAAAGGCAAGAGAAAGGUCAGAUCGAUGUUGCCGUCGCAACAAAGUUUGCUGCGCUUCCAUGGAGAUUCGGCCGAGGGAGUGUUCUUUCUGCACUGAAGAAAUCGCUUGAUCGUCUUGGCUUAUCUUCAGUUGAGCUCUACCAACUUCAUUGGCCAGGCCUAUGGGGGAAUGAAGGGUACCUUGAUGGCCUUGCAGAUGCUUAUGAGCAAGGCCUUGUAAAGGCCGUUGGAGUCUCAAACUACAAUGAGAAACGCCUUCGGGAUGCACAUGCGCGUCUGAAGAAAAGAGGAGUUCCACUCGCUUCAAACCAAGUAAACUACAGCCUAAUAUACAGGACUCCUGAGAUUAAUGGUGUGAAGGCAGCUUGCGAUGAGCUUGGCAUCACCUUGAUUGCUUAUUCUCCAAUAGCCCAAGGUGUUCUUUCAGGAAAAUACACUCCAGAAAAUCCUCCUACUGGUCCUCGAGCAAACACAUAUACCCCUGAGUUCCUCACCAAGGUCCUCCAACCACUAAUGAACAGGAUCAAGGAGAUUGGAGAAAGCCAUGGGAAAAACCCAACUCAGGUGUCACUGAACUGGCUGACCUGCCAGGGCAAUGUGGUGCCGAUCCCCGGAGCCAAGAACGCCCGCCAGGCCAAGGAGUUCGCCGGAGCGCUCGGCUGGAGCCUCACCGGUGAAGAGGUCGAAGAGUUGCGAUCUCUGGCACGCGAGAUCAAGGGCAUCAAGAUGCCCAUUGAAGAGUCAUAGACAAUGUGACUGAAGAAGUUUCUUGCGUGCACUCUUCAUUUCAACAUCCAAUGUAUAGUGCUGAAUUGCUGAAAGGAGGUGUAUUGAUUAUAACAUUCAGUAGAAAACGUUUAAGGCGAAAAACUGGGGAGAAAGUGUAGAAAAUGAGCUAGAAAUUUCAGCCUGCAUGACUAGAAAAAUGUUUAGUCAGACUUCAGCCAGCCCAGUGAUGAUUCUAGUGCCAUUGACAAUGUAUCAGACUAGACA
Oryza brachyantha (malo sina) is the source of this 1501-nucleotide messenger RNA. RefSeq lists its product as uncharacterized. The coding region runs from base 110 to 1255 and encodes 381 amino acids. The record is from RefSeq and is a predicted model, not a curated record. The transcript is spliced from 10 exons. Lineage: Eukaryota; Viridiplantae; Streptophyta; Magnoliopsida; Poales; Poaceae. Gene Ontology annotation, cellular component: cytoplasm.